Molecule: messenger RNA, 1746 nt
Organism: Trifolium pratense (red clover)
Lineage: Eukaryota; Viridiplantae; Streptophyta; Magnoliopsida; Fabales; Fabaceae
Product: nicotinate-nucleotide pyrophosphorylase [carboxylating], chloroplastic
Exons: 11
Coding region: 290-1414 (374 amino acids)
Biological process (GO): quinolinate catabolic process; NAD+ biosynthetic process
Cellular component (GO): cytoplasm
Molecular function (GO): nicotinate-nucleotide diphosphorylase (carboxylating) activity
Source: RefSeq, a predicted model, not a curated record
AAUUUUAAACAUGACUAACAACUAAUUUUUAUCUAAAAUUUGUGGAGGAUAGAGUCUCCCAUUCCAACCAAAUUUUCUUAUAUGCAAAAAGGGAUGAGAUUAUUUUUGUUUGUUAUAUGCAAAAAGGAAUGGGUAGAGUAGCUGGAUCACACAAAUUAACGAAGCUUUUGAGUUCAAAAGCAGAAUCAGAAUCUAGUUCCAACCAAUUUUCCAAAUUGCUUGCGCAUUGCAUAUUAUCAUAUCAUUCAUCCCUUAGAUAACAGAUUUGAAAAUUGGUGUUUGAUUGAUCAUGGUUCUUACCUACAAACAAGGUUACUUACCACAACCAUUUCACAUCAAACACAUAACCACUAAGUUUUCAUCACUUCCACUCAGAUUCUCACUUAAACUUCAAGGUCAACCAAAACUCAGAAGGGUUGUUAAAAUGUCAGCAACUGAAGUCACGAAUUCGACGAUCUCAUACGAGUCCUUUGCAAUAAAGCCUCCUUUGCACCCUACUUAUGAUUUGAAGGGUAUUAUCAAGUUGGCCCUUGCAGAAGAUGCUGGCGAUCGAGGUGAUAUAACAUGCUUGGCCACCAUUCCAUUUGACAUGGAAGCGGAAGCUUAUUUCUUGGCGAAGGAGGAUGGCAUUGUUGCUGGAAUUGCACUUGCAGAAAUGAUAUUUAAUGAGGUCGAUCCAUCUUUAAAGGUGGAAUGGUCUAAAAAGGAUGGAGAUUUGGUCCAUAAAGGGAUACAGUUUGGGAAAGUUUACGGACGAGCACAUAACAUUGUUGUAGCUGAAAGGGUAGUUCUAAACUUUAUGCAGAGGAUGAGUGGCAUUGCAACUUUAACCAAGGCAAUGGCAAAGGCAGCAUCCCCUGCAUAUAUAUUGGAGACUAGAAAAACUGCUCCGUGUUUACGUUUAUUGGAUAAGUGGGCGGUAAUAAUUGGCGGAGGUCGAAAUCAUAGGAUGGGUUUGUUUGACAUGGUUAUGAUAAAAGAUAAUCAUAUAUCAACAGCUGGAGGUGUUACAAAUGCUCUCAAAGCUGUCGACCUGUAUCUAGAGAAAAAUAGCCUCCAAUUAGAGGUUGAGGUUGAGACAAGGACUCUUGAGGAAGUGGAAGAAGUAUUACAUUAUGCAUCUCAAACAAAAACUUCUUUAACUCGAAUAAUGUUGGAUAAUAUGGUUGUACCUUUACCAAAUGGAGAUGUGGACAUAUCGAUGCUUAAAGAAGCUGUGCAGUUGGUCAAUGGGAGAUUUGAAACUGAGGCUUCAGGCAAUGUUACCAUAGAUACAGUACAUCAAAUCGGGCAAAGUGGAGUAACCUACAUUUCUAGUGGUUCCUUGACUCAUUCAGUGAAAGCACUUGAUAUCUCCCUCAAAAUUGAUACUGAAUUGGCGCUUAAAGUUGGAAGGCGCACCGGAAGAGCUUGAUUAUGAUAUAUUCAUGUAUUCUUCCUCACUGUUCUUCACUAUGCUGCAUGUAUAUUAAUAGCCUUAUUUUAGAAUCUGAUAUCUUUAAUAACCAAGUGCGGUUCCACCAGUUAGCAUGAUAGAAUAAUAAGCAAUGCUCUCAGAAUUGGAACAGGUCAUUGUAAAAAUUGAACUUGGAGAGCUGAAUAAGAGUAAGAUGUAAGUCAAGUUAGAUUUUAUCCUAACUUAUGUAAUAAGAUGUUGUUUGUUCUAAUGUUGUAUGCAUCUAAUAAUUCGACGAAGAAUAUGUCAUGUUAUCGUGUUUGUAAUGGACAACAAAGUUACCCUUUUUA